UUCGACAGUGGUCACGUAUAUUUUAAUGUUAUUUGCAUGUGCACAACUCUUUGCUUUCUGUGUGUAGAGAUAUAUGAAUCCUGUUCUUCUUAGAAAGUUGCACCACAUGAGGACAAGGACGAGAUUUAAUAAAUUAUCCGGAAUGGAGCCAGAUAAUGCUACUGAAGAAUCUGGUGCGGAUCAGUAUCACAGAGUUCUAAUAAAUGUUUAUUUUGAGGAAGAUAUUGAUCUAAUGGCCAAGCUGAACUUUGAUGCCUAUAGGUUUUCGCUCUCGUGGCCAAGGGGGCUUUUUGUUUGCCCUGAUUGAUUUUUAAAUGGUAUGUAGAUGGAACUGGUAUUGUUAACUGGAAGGGAGCUCUGCUUAUUACAUCGGAUUGAUAGGUUACAUGCUUCAGAAAGAUGGAACUGGUAUUGUUAACUGGAAGGGAGCUCUGCUUAUUACAUCAGAUUGAUAGGUUACAUGCUUCAGAAAGGUGGUGAAGUGCUCUUCUCCAGAGAACCUUCUUCACAACAGGCAACAGCUGUAGUUGCUGUUGUAUUGAGAGCUACUGUUCCUUGGUGUUGUCGGAGGGAUUUUGGGAACCAAAUACAAUUAUCUAGUGGACAGGGUUCUCCCCAUGUAUAGCGUCAUUGAUGAGUAUGAACUCUUCCUUCAUCAAAAUCUGUAUUGGCAUAACAAUCAACUUGCACAAGGAAGUUAAUUGCUUGGCUGAUCUUAACCCUUCAAUCAAUCAUCAAUUUGGUUCUUAGUUUAUCAAUUGGCUCUGUAAAAUCGUGGUCUCUACUUGAUUUUAUGGUUUCCUCUCUGCAGAAUUUAAAGUGUAACUUUCAGGGUCAGGGGUAAGGUGAUAAGAUGGUCAAUUAUAAGUUGUCUAAUUUAAUUCGCACAUUGAAGAGAAACAAGUAAAUGUUUAUUUGGUUAUUAUACGAGACCAAUGUACUUUGUUUUCUGUA
This is a messenger RNA of Daucus carota subsp. sativus, 954 nucleotides long. Its product is annotated as beta-glucosidase 44-like. Gene Ontology annotation, biological process: carbohydrate metabolic process. Gene Ontology annotation, molecular function: hydrolase activity, hydrolyzing O-glycosyl compounds. NCBI's taxonomy places the organism in Eukaryota, Viridiplantae, Streptophyta, Magnoliopsida, Apiales, Apiaceae. The transcript is spliced from 5 exons. The coding region runs from base 74 to 307 and encodes 77 amino acids. The record is from RefSeq and is a predicted model, not a curated record.